Molecule: messenger RNA, 249 nt
Organism: Phycomyces blakesleeanus NRRL 1555(-)
Lineage: Eukaryota; Fungi; Mucoromycota; Mucoromycetes; Mucorales; Phycomycetaceae
Exons: 2
Coding region: 1-249 (82 amino acids)
Source: RefSeq, a predicted model, not a curated record
AUGGCCUUCUCUGCCUCUUCCUCGCGCUCCUCUCAUCUACACUUUGUUCUCCUUUAUUCUCCAAAUUCAUUCUCCGAGGAGAGGCGGCCGCCAACCACCACGCACACCGUCUUACCAUCGUACGCUGGUGAUCUGGUGAUAACCGACAAGAUUCUUUUACAAGCUUUGCUUAAGAUGAUUCAGCGGUAUAAAUACCAUAUCACACUCCAUGAGCACCUACUGUAUCUUGAAUUCGAUAAAGCAAAAUGA